This is a messenger RNA of Momordica charantia (bitter melon), 3192 nucleotides long. RefSeq names its product dynamin-related protein 3A. Gene Ontology annotation, biological process: mitochondrial fission; peroxisome fission. Gene Ontology annotation, cellular component: peroxisome; membrane; microtubule. Lineage: Eukaryota; Viridiplantae; Streptophyta; Magnoliopsida; Cucurbitales; Cucurbitaceae. Gene Ontology annotation, molecular function: GTP binding; microtubule binding; GTPase activity. The record is from RefSeq and is a predicted model, not a curated record.
UGUAAAUCAGAAGCAUUCAAACCCUUCGUUCCUUCUCUCCCAGCAAAAUUCAAAACCCUCAGUCCUCCCCUCUCCGAUCGGCUGCGGUUGUUGUUUCUUCUUCCAUUCCUUCAUCAUAUAUGGCGGACGAGCCAGUUCCUCCAUCUACGUCGUCGGUUUCUUCUGCUGCUGCUCCCCUUGGCAGCUCCGUGAUUCCCAUAGUUAACAAGCUACAGGACAUCUUCGCUCAGCUCGGAAGCCAAUCCACCAUCGAGCUCCCGCAGGUCGCUGUUGUUGGCAGUCAGAGCAGCGGCAAGUCGAGUGUUCUCGAGGCUCUCGUCGGCCGCGACUUCUUGCCCAGGGGUUCUGAAAUAUGCACGAGGAGGCCACUUGUGCUUCAGCUACUGCAGACUAAGACUGCCGAGGAAUACGGUGAGUUCCUCCACUUGCCGGGGAAGAGGUUCUACGACUUUUCUGAGAUUCGGAAGGAAAUUCAGUCUGAGACUGAGAGAGAAGCGGGUGGAAACAAAGGUGUCUCGGACAAGCAGAUCCGGUUAAAGAUUUUCUCCCCAAAUGUUCUUGACAUCACACUUGUUGAUUUGCCUGGCAUUACAAAAGUUCCAGUUGGAGACCAGCCGUCUGACAUUGAAGCACGAAUUAGGACAAUGAUCAUGUCUUACAUCAAAGUUCCAAGCUGUUUAAUUCUUGCUGUUACACCAGCAAAUUCUGAUUUAGCUAAUUCAGAUGCUCUUCAGAUCGCAGGAAAUGCUGAUCCUGAUGGUAUACGAACCAUCGGUGUGAUUACUAAGUUGGAUAUAAUGGACAGAGGUACAGAUGCACGGAAUCUUUUACAAGGGAAAGUGAUCCCCCUGCGACUUGGUUAUGUAGGGGUUGUCAAUCGCAGUCAGGAGGAUAUUUUACUGAACCGGAGCAUUAAAGAUGCCCUUGUGGAUGAGGAGAAAUUUUUUCGCACCCAUCCUGUAUACAAUGGUCUAGCGGAUCGCUGUGGCGUUCCUCAAUUGGCUAAAAAAUUGAACCAGGUUCUAGUACAACAUAUUAAAACUGUACUUCCUGGGCUGAAGUCACGUAUAAGUGCUGCCUUGGUUUCUGUUGCAAAAGAGCAUGCUAGUUAUGGAGAAAUAACAGAAUCGAAGGCUGGUCAGGGCGCUCUUCUUCUCAAUAUUCUUUCAAAAUAUUGUGAUGUAUUUUGUUCCAUGGUUGAGGGAAAGAAUGAAGAAAUGUCAACGCACGAGCUCUCAGGUGGAGCUCGCAUUCACUACAUUUUCCAAUCAAUCUUUGUGAAGAGUUUAGAGGAAGUGGAUCCAUGUGAGGAUUUGACUGACGAUGACAUUCGUACUGCGAUUCAAAAUGCAACCGGCCCUAAAUCUGCAUUAUUUGUACCGGAAGUGCCCUUUGAAGUUCUUGUUCGUAGGCAAAUUGUUCGCUUACUAGACCCCAGUCUUCAGUGUGCCAGGUUUAUAUAUGAUGAGUUGGUAAAGAUCAGCCAUCGAUGUUUGGCCAAUGAAUUGCAAAGGUUUCCUGUACUGAGAAAACGUAUGGAUGAAGUUAUUGGGAACUUUUUGCGAGAAGGUCUUGAACCCUCAGAAACAAUGAUAGGACAUAUUAUUGAAAUGGAGAUGGACUACAUAAACACCUCGCACCCAAAUUUUAUUGGAGGAAGUAAGGCUGUGGAGAAUGCCCUGCAGCAGGUCAAGUCUUCUAGGGUUCCUUUGACUGUUUCGAGGCAGAAGGAUGGUGUAGUUGAACCUGAUAAAGCACCACCAUCAGAGAAAACUUCAAAAUCUCGAGCUAUACUUGCCAGGCAUUCAAAUGGUUUUGUGACUGAUAAGGGUGCUCGACCCUCAGCUGAUGGUGAAAAAGCUGCACUCUCUGGAGCACCUGUAAGUAGUUCAAGUUGGGGGAUUUCAUCUAUUUUUGGUGGGAGUGAUAACCGUACACCUGCCAGAGAGAGUUCAGCGAGCAAGCCAUAUCCUGAACCUGUUCUUAACACAGAGCAGGCCUUCUCCAUGAUCCGUCUGAGAGAACCUCCAACUGUACUGAGACCGUCAGAAGGCUAUUCAGACCAGGAGGUGAUUGAAAUUGCAGUCAUAAAACUGCUCUUGAGAUCAUAUUAUGACAUUGUCCGGAAGAAUAUAGAGGAUUCUGUUCCUAAAGCAAUUAUGCAUUUCCUGGUUCUCCAUACUAAACGGGAGCUGCAUAAUGUCUUCAUAAAAAAACUUUAUAGAGAGAACCUGUUUGAAGAGAUGUUGCAGGAGCCUGAUGAGGUGGCAAUGAAGAGGAAGCGCACACGAGACACUCUCCGAGUUCUACAGCAAGCUUUUCGGACAUUGGACGAAUUACCUUUGGAAGCAGAUUCAGUUGAAAGAGGUUAUAACAUGGGUGCUGAUCCAACGGGGUUACCGAGGAUGCACGGAAUGCCAACAUCAUCUAUGUAUACUACCAGCAGUUCAAAUGAUUCAUUUUCCCCGUCCCCAAAGAACCCAAAGCACCGAAAAUCAUCAUACUCAGGGGAGCUUCAGUCACCACUAUAUGGUAAUCCAGAUUCUAACGGAAAUGGUCGAUCAUUCAUGCCUAGCCUCUACCCAAAACUUGACUUUUAACGGAUUUUCGAUGUGCAUAGCCAGUUCAAAAUGAUUCUUUGGGUUUCAUGUCCAACUAGUGUAGCUAAUGGAAUUCCUUUGUCCCCGACGCGGAUGGGGCAUCCCUCGAGAAGGUGCUAGUUAUUCUUCUUCCAGCAAUUCUUUUGAAGCCAACCAAUUAUUUUCUUCGAAGUGAAAAAUUAAAUUCCUUGCCCCCCUCUUGUGCCCAAUAUUAUAGUUAAAGUACCGAGCUCCGAGAAAAGAAGAAAAAGGAGAAAGAAAAAUAAUGGUGAGCAGUCAGCAGAUGAACGAACUCUCCUCUCCUAUUGGUCUGUUUGCUAAAAAGUAGCCAGUUUUGGUUUAAACAUACAUAUACAUGGCUAGUCCUUGAGAUUUUACAGGAGACUUUCGUAUUGAAAUGGCAGGUGCUAUCUUGUUUAGUAUAUAGCCUUCUCUGCACCCAAAUGCGUUUCUCUAUAUCAAUCGGUUAUAUAUAUUCAGAAUUGAGAUUGAAUGUUUGUAGUCUGUUGAUGUCAUGUAUAUUGAGCCUGUUUUCCACUUAAUUCCAAAUAUUCUGACCUUAAUUCUAGCAGAGUGAUAAUCUGUAUGGUCA